Molecule: messenger RNA, 501 nt
Organism: Phyllostomus hastatus (greater spear-nosed bat)
Lineage: Eukaryota; Metazoa; Chordata; Mammalia; Chiroptera; Phyllostomidae
Product: alpha-defensin 1-like
Exons: 2
Coding region: 54-383 (109 amino acids)
Biological process (GO): defense response to Gram-positive bacterium; antibacterial humoral response; disruption of plasma membrane integrity in another organism
Cellular component (GO): extracellular matrix
Source: RefSeq, a predicted model, not a curated record
CACUACUCCAUUCUUUCCUCCCACACAACCCGGACAUCCAGGGACCCUCAGCCAUGAGGACCCUCACUCUCCUCACUGCCCUUCUCCUCCUGGCCUUCCAGGCCCGGGCUGAGACCCUGCAAGAGACCGCUGACCAGGUUCCCGCCCAGGGCCAGCCUGAGGUUGAGGACCAGGACCAGCCCGAGGAUGAGGACCAGGACGUGGCCGUCUCCUUCACUGGAGGGGAACGCUCCCCUCAAGGGGCUGCAGGCCUUCAGAGAGCAGCCAGAGAGGUCUGCUACUGCCGAGUCAAGUGCAGACUUACCAUCUUCAGCAAGUUUUCUGAGCGUCCCUCUGGAAGGUGUAAGGCCUAUGGCCACCGAUACAAGCUCUGCUGUAAGUGAGCCCUGUGGCCCGAGACCCCGAGCACGACCAGAUCCCACCGACGACCUGGACGGGCGCCUAAUGUUCGCACCCGCAUUUUGCUCCGUUGUCUCCCCGCAAUACACCUGAAGCACUCAA